CCUCACGAGAAAAUGCGAAACAAACCCCACGCAACCACGUGUAAUUUCUCUGGUGGGAAAAUAACCACCACCUGCAGGCACUCCGAGCCCAUACAGCCGCCCUGUCGAAGUCCGUCCUGCAGAAGCUGGGCAGCUUUGAAACACAUUUUGUUCUUGGGGGUCAUGGCACAUAAUUUCCCAGAGGUCUGGCAGCCAAGCAACCCAAGAAGCUACGCGGAAAGACGGUCUUAGGAAAACCCUGGCACUUCUGCCUUUUGUUUAGCAUAGCAUCUGCGCCCCUCUGCGGGUGUUUAUUGGCGAAAAAGGGCGAUUUAUUUGACGCGACUGUUUUCUCGCUCUCACAGCGUUGUUGAGCCGCCGUGAUAUCCAUCUACUUAGACCGCUUUCGCCUUUCCGAGAGAGAGAUCUUGCUUUGUUUAUGUCGUCGAUGUCGUCCGCAAGGCCCGCCUGGACGCAUUAGAGCCAUGGGAGAUGAAGACCGAGUUGUACCUAGUCCUUUCGUCUUCGGGACUGGCGAUGCGUGGGAGGGUUACGAUGGGCCGUGGUCUGCGUUUACAAUACACGUCGGAACUCCGGGGCAGGAUUUCAAUAUCCUACCCUCUACGUCCGGUGCACAUUUGAUAUUACCUAUAUCGGAGAGAUGCACAUCUGGAAUUGUUCUACCUAAAUAUACAGCCUUGAGGGACGCGAACUCCACCCAACUUCCUACUACCGGCUUUCGACCUAAUGCAUCAAUUACAUGGAAACCGUCUGGGCCAAACAACUCCUUGGGAAAUCAGCAACUUGCCAAUAGCGACAACAAAAUCUAUGGACUUGACAAGAUUGAAAUGUUUUCACACAAUUCGACCGGAUUGGUGGUUACAGACCAAGUGAUAUCUGGAACAUCUAUCAAAGACCACCAAUUGGGAUUCUUAGGACUCGACGCCAGGCUAUCAAAAUCGCCGGAUUCUAACUAUCCUCACCGGUCACUCCUUACAACGCUCCGGGAAGACAACAAGAUACCAAGUCUAUCCUUUGCAUACACCGCUGGUGCGGCAUAUCGAAUACCAAAGGUCGCUGGCAGCUUGACACUAGGCGGUUACGACGCCUCUCGAUUCAAAGCAAACGACCAAACAUUCCCCUUCAGCAAUGACGAAGACCGUAGACUCGAGAUCAGUAUAGAACAAAUAUCCUUGAACAACACACUAUCCGGAUCCCACUCUCUUCUCCACCCCCACAUACUCUCCCUAAUAGACUCAACGUACCCACACAUCUGGCUACCCCGAGCAACCUGCGACUCCUUCGAGCAAGCAUUCGGCCUCACAUACGACGCCCCAACAGACCUCUACCUCGUAAACUCCACCAUCCACCAGCGUCUCCAAUCCCUAAACCCAACGAUAACCUUCCAUCUCGGUAGCCCUUUCAAUCCCACAACAUCCGUCACCAUUGCCCUCCCCUACAGCGCCUUCUCACUCCAACAUCAACAACAACAACCCAACAACGCAUCAACUCACUCACCCUCUUACUACUUCCCCCUCCGCCGCGCCCCCAACGACACACACUCCAUCCUCGGCCGCACCUUCCUCCAAGAAGCCUACCUAAUAACCGACUACGACCGCUCCACCUUCUCCCUCCACCAAUCCGUCUUCCCAGACCCUCUCCAGGAGCCAGACAUCGUUUCCAUCCUCCCCCCGCCGCCUGUGCCGCCAGUGCGGAAGGAGUUCUCGUACACGUCGCACUCGCCGAACGGGAUCCCGAAGGGCGCGGUGAUAGGCAUCGCGGCGGGGGUGGGGUUUCUCGUGCUGGUGCUGCUGGCGCUGUUUAUUGUGAUGUUGAGGCGGAGACGGCGGAGGGCGGGGAGGAGGGCCGUAGGGAGUACCACAAGAGUUCUUUAUGAAUCACGUCGAGAUAUUAGGGUUGUCAAGAGCACACAGGAUGUGAUGAUUCAUUGA
Molecule: messenger RNA, 1931 nt
Organism: Aaosphaeria arxii CBS 175.79
Lineage: Eukaryota; Fungi; Ascomycota; Dothideomycetes; Pleosporales
Product: acid protease
Exons: 2
Coding region: 465-1931 (488 amino acids)
Biological process (GO): proteolysis
Cellular component (GO): fungal-type vacuole
Molecular function (GO): aspartic-type endopeptidase activity
Source: RefSeq, a predicted model, not a curated record